Messenger RNA from Mugil cephalus (flathead mullet), 4276 nucleotides. It is a transcript of the gene tmem63c, whose product is annotated as transmembrane protein 63C. The transcript is spliced from 23 exons. The coding region runs from base 115 to 2637 and encodes 840 amino acids. The record is from RefSeq and is a predicted model, not a curated record. Gene Ontology annotation, molecular function: calcium-activated cation channel activity. Gene Ontology annotation, cellular component: plasma membrane. Lineage: Eukaryota; Metazoa; Chordata; Actinopteri; Mugiliformes; Mugilidae.
UAUCUUGGUGUUGAAGGGGGAAAAAAGCCCAGCAGCUUCCCCAUCACCACCGCCGCCACCACCACCGCUAGACGCCAGCGAUCAGGAAGCUUUGUGAGACAUGUUCAAGUCCUGAUGGCGCAGUCUGAGCUGUUUGUGACCGCAGCGCCGCUUGGGCAGGCGAGGCCUGUGGAGCUCGAUGUCCUGGGCUUCCUGGAAACGUUCGGGGACGAUAACAGCACUGCUGAGAGAUGCUACCGCUCGCACUCCCGCAGCAGCGUCCUCCAGGGUCUGCCGUUUGGCGGCGUGCCCACGGUCCUCGCCAUCAACGUGGUGCUCUGGAUGUUUCUGCUGCUCAUCUUUUCUUGUCUGAGGAAGGCGGCGUGGGACUACGGCCGCCUGGCUCUGCUGAUGGAGAACGACAGUCUCACAUCCCUGUUUUAUGGAGAACCAAGUGAGAAAGAGAAGUCUCCGUCCGAAGGCAGCCCCUCUGACUCUGAGACCAAGGACAUGGGCUUCUGCUCGUGGCUCUCGUCUCUUUACUAUAUGAAGGAUGAGGAGAUCCGCAGCAAAUGUGGCAUUGACGCCGUCACUUAUCUGUCCUUCCAGCGCCACAUCAUCCUGCUCAUGACAGUGGUUACCCUGCUAUCUUUGGCCGUGAUCCUGCCGGUCAACUUUUCCGGGAACCUCCUGGGAGACAGUCCCGAGAACUUUGGAAGAACAACACUGGCUAAUGUUAGUGCGAAGGACAACUUUCUGUGGCUGCACAGCAUCCUCGCUCUGGUUUACUUCAUCAUCACGCUGCUGUGUAUGGCUCACCACUCGAUACGGCUGGAGUACAGAGAAGAUGAGAAGGUAGCCAGGACACUGAUGAUCACAUGCAUACCCAGAGAGAUCUCUGACCCCGGACUCAUCACCAAACACUUCCAUGAGGCCUACCCCAGCUGCACUGUCACUGACAUCCGUUUCUGCUUUGACGUCCACAAGCUGAUGCGGCUGGACCUGGAGAGGCGCAAGGCAAUGAAAGGCAGGCUGUAUUUUGCUACAAAGGCCCAAAAGGAGGGGAAGAUCAUGAUUAAGACACAUCCAUGUGCUCAGAUAUUCUGCUGCGACGUAUGCGGCUUUGAGAAGGUGGAUGCAGAACAGUACUACAGCGAGUUAGAGGAGAAGCGGACGGAUGAGUUCAACGCUGAGAAAAACCGCAUCACCAUGAAGAGGCUGGGCAUCGCCUUUGUGACUUUCCGCGAUGAGAGGAUGACUGCUGUCAUUGUGAAGGACUACGGCCGCGUACACUGCCGCCGCAGGCCCCAGCAGUCGAGCAUCACCACCGUGGUGCAGUCGCACAAGUGGGGCGUCAGCUACGCACCUGCUCCCAGUGACAUAAUAUGGGAAAACCUGUCGGUGUGCGGCUCCCGUUGGUGGCUCCGCUGCGUCCUCCUCAACAUCCUCCUCUUCCUCCUGCUCUUCUUCCUCACCACUCCGGCCAUCAUCGUCAACACCAUGGACAAGUUCAACGUCACAAGGCCCGUGGAGAGUCUGAGGAAUCCGGUCGUUACCCAGUUCUUCCCAACCCUCCUGCUGUGGGCGUUCUCCGUGCUCCUGCCCUUCAUCGUCUACUACUCCGCCUUCUUUGAGUCCCACUGGACCAGAUCUGGUGAGAACCAAGUGACGAUGCACAAGUGCUUUUUGCUCCUGGUCUUCAUGGUCAUCAUCCUGCCCUCGCUUGGUCUGUCAAGUCUCGACCUCUUCUUCACCUGGCUCUUUGAUGUCCACUUCCUGGAUGAGAAGGAAGUCAAAUUCCAGUGUGUGUUCCUUCCCGACAACGGCGCGUUUUUCGUCAACUACGUGAUUACCUCCAGCCUGAUCGGCACGUCCAUGGAGCUGCUUCGCAUCCCGGCUCUGUCCGUGUACGCCCUCCGCCUCUGCUUUGCGAAGUCCCAGGCUGAGAGGAUUCACGUUAAAAGGAGUCAGGCCUAUGAGUUCCAGUUUGGCCUGGAGUACGCCUGGACCAUGUGUAUCUUUGCUGUCAGUAUGACCUAUAGCAUCACAUGUCCCAUCAUUACACCCUUCGGUCUGCUCUACGUGAUCCUGAAGCACAUGGUCGACCGAUACAACAUCUACUAUGCAUACGUUCCCACCAAACUCAACCAGCGGAUCCACAGAGCGGCCAUCAGCCAGGUCAUGGUGGCUCCCAUCCUCUGCAUGUUCUGGCUGCUCUUCUUCUCCGUGCUCAGAUUAGGUUCACUUCAUCCCAUCACACUCUUCACCUUAGCGUCCCUGACCUCCUGCGUUGCCUGUUACCUCCUCCGCUUGUGCCUUAGGAAGCAACCAGACAAGUCGACAAGCUACCAGAUGUCCGAUCAGCCGGCGGAGGGGACGUUCACUGAUGCAGACAGGAGCACUGUAUCAUCCACCACCGCCUCCAGUCUGUUUGUGGCGUCCGUGCUGCUGGAGCCGGAGCUGGCGUUGACUCCGAUGCCCUCCCCAGCCCACCACAGCUAUGGCGCCAUGGCCAGCUCCCAGAGUUCAAGUCAUGGACCGGCGGAUGAAGAGGAGGGCGAGGAAGGACACGCCCAGACCCGGGAGACCGAGCUCCAAGACCCCCCAGACCCCUAUGCCUCCAGCCCGCUCAUGGACAGCCCUGUGGCCUACCCGUAACGCCAAACUCAUCUCCACGUGUCCUUCAGCUGGGGAACACAGAUUACUAAAGGCCGCGAUGCUGCGUUUUUUCACCAGUGACCUCAGGCACCAACUUAGCUGCCUCAGACCCUGAGACUAGAUUGCGCUUGUUAGAAAGGUACGAAGAACGUGAAGAGGAGAAGAGCUCGGAUCCAUGUAAUCAUCACAAUAAAGCGGACGACAAACCCGUCUCAGCAACUACAUGUACAAAUUAUUUCAGUUAAACAGUCAAAUGCUCCGCAACAGGGAUUCAAUUCUUCUUCUAUGGCUUCAUUUGCAAAUUAAAAAGGUGAAAAGUGAUGAGAGCGACCGGGGUGGAAUUGCCUUUGGGUUGCUAUCAGAGAAACUCUGCCCAUGCUGUGCCACUUGGACAUGAGCAGAGGUGAAAGUUCCCAUGAGAGUGGGUGGUGUGAGCAGGCUUGCCCCGGCAGACUGACAGAGUGGUCUGGGCACGGGUGAUAUCUGGUUCCUCUGCGGCAGUGCUCGGCGAAGGCUGAGGGUGAGGGCAGCUAGUUGUGAAGCCAUCUGCAGUGAGAGAGCAGACAGACGGAGGGCCGAAUGUAACUCGGAGAUGUACUGUAAUAUAUGUACACUCUCGCAAACAGAGGCACAAGCAGCUUGACUCAACCUGAAGCUUGUUGUAACUAUUAUCAAUCUGAGGUUGUUAUUUUUGCUACAGUAUUUAUUUAUUUAUUUAUUUUUUUGGUGUCGUUGAUGUUGUGCUUUGUGGUUUGGCGGCCACGGAGGAUUGGGGAAGGAUUUGCAGAGCUGUCCCAUCUUAAUCAGAAUUGAUUCAUUAUGCUGUUUUGGUUGUGUUCAUGAUCUAACUGGAUUUUUUAAUUUAUGUAUUUAUUUUGAAUCAAGAGUAUGAUAUUUUUGUAAGUGCGCCAACAUUAAUACUACUCCCAUCUAGAAGCAGUAAGAAGCUACCGCACAGUCUGUUAGCUUAGCUUAGCACAAAUUGGAAGUGGAGGGAAAUAGCUGAGAAAAGGUUGGUGCAGUGAGUUUUGAUUAUGCUAAGUUAAGUUAACCGGCUGCUGGUAGUAGCUUCAUGUUUGCAUUUGACUCUAGGCAAGAAAGUCUUUCUUAAAAAGUUGAAAUGAUUCUAUAAGUUGCAAGAAACAUAGUCAACUGGAUUUACACCUGUUCGAAAAUAUGCCAUGGACUCUACUUUCUCUCAUUUUGCUAAUCAUGUAAAUUACCCUGCGUCACAACUAAGGCCAUUAUCAUUACACUUACAGGUUUUAGUUGUGAAAAUGAAAACAUAUACACACAGUACGCAGCACGUUUGUCACCACUGUGGCUCAGAAUAAUUUAUUAAUUAGUUUGGUGUUGGUCAAAUAUUCCUAAAAUUCUGUUUCUAAUGCAUUAACAAUCAAGUACUACCAUCUGAGUUAAUUUAACGUACUCUAUCUUGUCUUCUCCACCUGUGCAUGUGCGUAUGAUGUAUAGAUGAACUAAAUUCAUUCAUUUGCAGUCGGUCUGUACGCUUGCCGUGUCUUCUGUCUUUAUUUUUACUCCCUUGUGGCGAGUGAACGAUUUUCUCAUGAAACUGAAUGUUAACUGAUUGUAGUUUGUUAUUCAUGUCUUUAGCUGUGCCUUGAGGAAACCCCCCCCC